Molecule: messenger RNA, 1289 nt
Organism: Populus nigra (black poplar)
Lineage: Eukaryota; Viridiplantae; Streptophyta; Magnoliopsida; Malpighiales; Salicaceae
Product: uracil-DNA glycosylase, mitochondrial
Exons: 6
Coding region: 113-1048 (311 amino acids)
Biological process (GO): base-excision repair; base-excision repair, AP site formation via deaminated base removal
Cellular component (GO): nucleus; mitochondrion
Molecular function (GO): uracil DNA N-glycosylase activity
Source: RefSeq, a predicted model, not a curated record
CAAUGGCAUUACUUUCGUGGCAUUUCCCGUAAAGACAAAACCGUCGUCGAAUCUAUCAUUCGCGACUCGCCCUCCCGCCAAAACACAGUAGCAGAGCGAAGCGGAACAAGCAAUGGCUGCCUCUUCCAAAACAAUAAUGGAUUUCCUCCAACCCGCCAAGCGCCUUAAACUCUCUUCCUCCUCUCCUUCCCCAACAGACCCCUUAAAUCUCUUAAACAAAUCACUCUCUGCAAAAUCAACCUCCACCGACCUCACUCCUGACCAAGUAUCCCGCAUCGAACUCAACAAACUACGCGCCAAAUCCAAACGCAACCUCAAACUAUGUUCUCAACUAGUCUCCAAUUCCAAAGGUUCCUCCGGGCAUGUGAAUUUAGAGGAACUGUUGGUGGAGGACACGUGGCGAGAGGUGCUGCCAGGGGAGUUGGAAAAGCCGUAUUUUAAGAAUCUGUGUAAAUUUGUGGAAAGUGAGAUUAGUAACGGGAUUGUAGCUAUAUACCCACCGCAGCACUUGAUUUUCAAUGCCUUGAAUUCGACACCUUUUAAUACGCUCAAGGCUGUUAUCAUCGGACAGGAUCCUUAUCAUGGCCCUGGUCAGGCAAUGGGGCUUUCUUUUUCUGUGCCUCAAGGGGUUAAGGCACCUUCUAGUCUUGUUAAUAUUUUCAAGGAACUUAAGCAGGAUCUGGGGUGUUCCAUUCCGUCUCAUGGGAAUCUUGAAAAAUGGGCUAUUCAGGGUGUUCUAUUGCUCAACACAGUUCUCACUGUUAGGAAUCACCAAGCGAAUUCUCAUUCAAAGAAAGGAUGGGAGCAUUUCACUGAUGCUGUUAUCAAAACAAUUUCACAGAAGAAGGAAGGAGUUGUUUUUCUUCUUUGGGGUAACUCAGCUCAGGAGAAAUCCAAGUUAAUUGACCAGACAAAGCAUCACAUUCUGAAGGCUGCACAUCCUUCUGGCUUGUCUGCAAACAGAGGCUUCUUUGGCUGCAGGCAUUUUUCUCGCACAAAUCAGCUUUUGGCGCAAAUGGGAAUUUCCCCAAUAGAAUGGCAACUUUGAAUCGAUGGAACAGUCACUGAUAUUGAUUUUGGAGCAGGGCUUUGUCAGUAUUUCUAGAAUCUUCAAGCAAGACAAGUUUUGGGGGCUCUAUUUAUGUAUAAAUUGUUGUCUGCCUUUCUGUGAAGAGACUUCCCUGUACGGUCCCAACCUUGGUUGUAUCCAAAAACUGCGCAGAUGACCAUUAUCCUGUCUUUUUUGGUGAUUUUCCUUCCAAAAAUCUAAUGCUAAAGGACCUGUUUUU